GUUGUAAGGGUCCAGGUCCUGUUGUUUUUUUGGCCGGGUUACGGUUUAACACGAAAGCAACUCAGCUUAUUGAUGCAACUCGCAGUCGGUCGCACUUCCUAAUUUCUCGGUUCUUACCUGUCUCAAAAUGUUCCUUUACUACGCUAUUCAAUUUCCACUCUGCUUCAUUUGAUCACUACUGGAACUGGGGCAUCUUACAUCAUAUCAAAGUUGGCCAGAACUGAAUCUGCUGAUACAACACUGGAGCAUGUCUCAACAGCAACCCGGAGACUCCGGCGACGAGGUCCAGCCUUAUCGUAUCCGUGUAUCAAGCAAGUAUCUUGAUAUCACGCGACAGAAACUAGAGCUUACCCGGCUGCCUCAUGAGCCUCAUUCAAAAGAUUGGUGGGAGCCAAAGCCUCAAGUUGAGUCUCUUGUUGACUUUUGGCAAGAAUCAUUCUCAUGGCAGAAUCACGAAGAAGAGCUGAACCAAACUCUUCCCCAGUUCAGAACAAGUUUUCAAACUUCCACUUCAUCAACGCCAGUCCGGCUUCAUUUCAUUCAUGCCCGCUCUCCUCACGCUAACGCUGUUCCUUUGCUCUUAAUACCCCCUUUCCCUUUGACCAACCUGUCGCUGGGUCACCUGGUUCAGCCCUUAAGUGAUCCUGAAGAUGCUGGUACAAACCAGCCGUUUCAUGUUGUGAUUCCGGCCUUGCCUGGCCUGGGUUUCAGCGAUGCUGUUCCUUCUGAUGUACCUCCUAUUUCUACCACAGCUCAGCUACUGGACAGCUUGAUGAAGAGAUUAGCCUACGAGCAUUACGUUGGAAGUAACGCCGGCUCUGCUUCAAUUUCGCCUGCUGCUAUUGAUUGGAGACUGGCCAGGCACCUCUCAAUUCACUAUUCAGAAUCAUGCCUAGGGUUUCAUUUUAUUGCACCUCCUCUGACAUGCCCUGCACUCUCGGACUCGGCCAGUCAGUGGUUAAAAUGGAAACUUGCUCGACUCUUAGGUUCUUCGAUUCUGGGUUACUCCAAGGACGACCUCUCCGCUAUACAGAAGCAGAAGACGCCGCAGUUAAGCAAGAAGAAGUCGGCUGUUAACCUGGGACAGCAUAGUCGCAGCGACUUUGAACCGAACACGCCGUCAUAUGCGCUGUGUGACUCUCCGACUGGCCUCCUCCUCUAUGUGCUGAAACUACUCCGGACUCUUGGUCCCAAGAAGGAACUUACACCUAAAGACAUCAUCACUCUCACUUCUCUCAUAUGGCUACCUGGCCCUGAGGCUGCUCUGCGAUUCUGGGCUCAAUGCGCGUCAAAGAUCGAGCCUGUGGAGGAAAAGAAGACGAAUAAGAAACCCAAGGUUGCCAUUACCGUUUUCACUGGCGACGAGGAUCAGGUCGAGCAGCAAAGAACACUCCCACGACCUGCAAAGACCAUGUACUCUUGCCCUGGCUGGGCUAACAGGGAGUACCAAAUCGUGCACCUGAACCGAGCCCCUGGAACUCCAGGUUUCUUGGCUUGGGAUCGACAAGAUGUGAUAGUUGAAGGAGUGCGCGGUCUAGUGAAAGCAAUAUUGGCAAAGGAUAAAAGGAUGCAAGUUGCUGGACAGCCUGGGGCCAUUCUUCAGGAUCAACUCGAAGUGCAGGAUGGCCGAAUAGCUCAAGCAGAUCUGUCUGGAACAACAGUCCAGGAUCCGAACGCUAGUCCGGGUGGUGAGGGACCUCCUAAAACUGGUGUACAGAAACCAGCAGGGGGUGAUCAUCAACACCUUGUCCCUCCACAAGCAGCUAUACACGGAGGGGCUCAUUGAUGAAUAUGGACAGGAUGAUGCGUAUGAGGGCAGGUGGGUGGUGGAACUUAAUUCGAUACCGUCAUUUGGGUUCUUUUUCUCUGAGCCUCGUCACUUGCUAUGAAAAUCAUAAGCUUAUGAGCAAAAUUAUAUACCAAAAGUCUGACAGCAGAGUAAAGUGUACUGCGUUUUUUCUUAUCUGGCCAGAG
Fusarium odoratissimum NRRL 54006 is the source of this 1974-nucleotide messenger RNA. RefSeq lists its product as uncharacterized. The record is from RefSeq and is a predicted model, not a curated record. Bases 248 to 1786 code for a protein of 512 amino acids. Gene Ontology annotation, biological process: epoxide metabolic process. Gene Ontology annotation, molecular function: epoxide hydrolase activity. The transcript has 3 exons. NCBI's taxonomy places the organism in Eukaryota, Fungi, Ascomycota, Sordariomycetes, Hypocreales, Nectriaceae.